Molecule: messenger RNA, 315 nt
Organism: Procambarus clarkii (red swamp crayfish)
Lineage: Eukaryota; Metazoa; Arthropoda; Malacostraca; Decapoda; Cambaridae
Source: RefSeq, a predicted model, not a curated record
AUGGGUGAGAGGGAAAAAGGUAAGAAGAUCUUUAUGCAGAGGUGUGCACAGUGUCACACUGUUGAAUUAAACGGCAAGCACAAAACUGGACCCAAUCUAAAUGGCCUCUUCGGCCGCCAAACUGGUCAGGCUUCUGGCUAUAUUUACACUUAUGCCAACAAGGCCAAGAGUAUCACGUGGGACAAAGAUAAUCUGGAUAUCUACUUGACCAACCCCAAGAAAUUUAUUCCAGGCACAAAGAUGGUGUUCGUUGGUCUUAACAAGAAGAAUGAGCGUGUAGACUUGAUUGCUUACCUGGAAACCUCCACCAAGUAG